Molecule: messenger RNA, 1071 nt
Organism: Didymodactylos carnosus
Lineage: Eukaryota; Metazoa; Rotifera; Eurotatoria; Philodinida; Philodinidae
Source: the annotation of a GenBank genome assembly
AUGAUAUCUCCGACAUCUUCUUCGUUCAAUCCAACUACUACUUCAUCACGUGACAACUAUAACAAUACCAGCUCUCGCCUUCACCCAACCAUCACAUCAGAUUUUAUUGAACAUCCACAGCACAGUUACAUUAGUUUAAGCGAUGCAAAACAAUCACCGUUACCGCCUUUGAAUCUUCGUCGUCAAGGAGAUACAUCUUCAAUAUCAAAUGAUCGUCAUUUAUCGUUACCUGAUAUAACAGGUGGUACCGGAUCGACAUUAGCAACAAUGGCCUCAACUCCAGCUAAAUUUUUGUUGACUCGUACCGCUUCAACAAUUGAAACAUUAAAACAAUGGAGUAAAACAACGUUUAAAUGUACAAAGCAAGUCAUCAAUGAAAAAUUAGGAAAAUCAUCAAGAACAGUUGAUGAAGAAUUAGAACAACAGAUCGAACAAUUGAGAGAUCUGAAACGUCAUUAUGAAUCAAUGUUGUCAACCACACAAAAAAUGGCCGUUCACUUUUCAAAUUUAAUAACUACACAACAGAUGCUGAGAGAUUCAUUUGAUAUUCAACAAAAAUCUGGUGAGUUAGUAGAUGAAUUUGGCAAUAAUGCAAAUGUACAACGGCUAUUAGCCGCAAACGGAGAACAAUUAUUAAGUGCAAUGAAUUUUUUUAUUUCAACAUUACAUACGUUAAUAACAAAAACAAUUGAGGACACGAUGAAUACAGUCAAAUUAUAUGAAACUUCACGAAUUGAAUAUGAUGCUUACCGAAAUGAUUAUGAAUUAUUAAUAGCAAAUAAAAUCACAAAUGUAUCGUCGUCGUCAUCGGCAUCAGAAGAAAUUAUUCGGCGAAAUUAUCAGCAACAUAAAGAACGUUAUGAAAAAUUCAAAGCUGAUGCGACAGUUAAACUAAAAUUCUUGGACGAAAAUAAAACAAAAGUAAUGAAAAAACAAUUGGUGCUAUUUAAUAAUGCAGUUACAUCUUAUUUUUCUGGUAAUCAACAUGCAUUAGCUGCAACAAUUAAACAAUUCAGUAUUAAACCUACAUCUAACACAACAGAUGCUGAAAAUGGUGACGAAAAAAAAUAG